Messenger RNA from Arachis ipaensis, 2030 nucleotides. RefSeq lists its product as uncharacterized. NCBI's taxonomy places the organism in Eukaryota, Viridiplantae, Streptophyta, Magnoliopsida, Fabales, Fabaceae. The record is from RefSeq and is a predicted model, not a curated record.
CUCUUCCGAAUCCCUUUGUCUCGUCUCAGUGUCAAGUCUUCGCUCCCUUUCUGCAUCUUCAAGCUCCAGAUAUGGCGUCUGGAUCCUCAGGUCGCGGUAACUCGGGUUCCAAGGGUUUUGAUUUCGGUUCCGAUGAUAUCCUCUGCUCCUACGAAGACUUCGGUAACAGGGAUUCCAAUUCUUCCAAUGGCAAUCAUUCCGAUCCAGUUAUCAACGCCAAUUCAACUAAGGAUUUUCACAAAUCAAGGAUGACGAGAGCAUCAAUGUUUCCUACUACUGCCUACAAUCCACCUGAAGAUUCUCUAAGCCAAGAUGUGAUUGCAACUGUGGAGAAGAGCAUGAAAAAAUAUGCUGACAACCUCAUGCGAUUUCUUGAGGGAAUUAGUUCAAGGUUAUCCCAAUUGGAAUUAUAUUGCUACAAUCUUGACAAAUCUAUUGGAGAAAUGAGAUCUGAUUUAAAUCGUGACCAUGGGGAGCAAGAUUUAAAGCUCAAGGCCCUUGAAAAACAUCUUCAAGAGGUUCAUAGAUCUGUACAAAUUUUAAGAGACAAGCAAGAGCUAGCUGACACUCAGAAAGAAUUAGCCAAGCUUCAACUUGCUCAGAAGGAAUCAUCUUCCUCAAGCCACUCAGAGGAGAGAUCAUCGCCUUCUACAACAGAUCCUAAAAAGAUUGAUAGUGCAUCUGAUGCACACAAUCAGCAGUUAGCUCUUGCACUUCCUCAUCAAAUUCCCCCACAGCAGCAGCCGCCGCAACCGGCUGCACCCCAUGCUCAAGCUCCAGUAGCAAAUGCGUCCCAAGCCACCCAACAGCCUACUUAUUACAUGCAGCAACCCCCCACUCCAUUGCCAAACCCUCCAGCUGCUCCCCAGCUCUCUCAGAAUCAGUAUUUACCAUUGACAAAUCAACAAUACCAAACACCCCAACUUCAACAAGACAUGUCGCGGGUGACUCCACAACCAACACCAUCUCAGGUAGCCCCAUCCCCAGCUGUGCAACAGUUCCCUCAGUAUCAGCAGCCACAGCAACAACAGCAGCAGCCGCAGCAGCCGCAGCCACCCCAGCAGCAGUGGGCUCAGCAGGUGCCAUCUUCACAGCCUCCCUCAAUGCCACCCCAGAUAAGAACCCCCACAUCCUACCCUUCCUAUCUACCAAGCCAACCAGCAAACCCAACUCCCCCCACUGAAACACUACCUAACAGCAUGCCCAUGCAGAUGCCAGCAUAUUCUGGAGUUCCACAACCUGGUUCUAGCCGCGGCGAUGCCAUGCCUUAUGGAUACGGAGGAACUGCUGGCCGAACUGUUCCGCAGCAGCAACCUCCACCACAGCAGAUGAAGGGCUCUUUCCCAGCACAACCAGGCGACAUGUACGGUACUGCCAGCCCCCAUCCAGCACUUCCUCCUCCAGCCAGCGCAUACACGAUGUAUGAAGGCGAGGGAGGGAGGACACACCAUCCACCCCAACCUCCUCCCCACUAUGCUCAAGCUGGAUACCCUCCAUCAAGUGCUUCACUCCAGAACCCCGGCGGCCACAAUCUCAUGGGGAGGAAUCCUAACCAGACACAGUUUAUGCGCAACCACCCUUACAACGAGCUGAUUGAGAAAAUGGUGAGCAUGGGAUUCAGGGGUGAUCAUGUGGCAAGUGUGAUCCAGAGGAUGGAGGAUAGUGGACAGCCAAUUGACUUCAACUCUGUGCUUGACAGGUUGAAUGUUCAUGGCUCUGUGGGCCCCCAGAGAGGAGGAUGGUCAGGGUGAAAAUAACCUGUGUCUUGGGAAUUUCAGCUUCUUGGAGCAGUGAUUUUCCUAGGGAUGUUAUCUGUUCAUACCUUCAAAUCAUUGCGUGUUUUAUUAUGCAUGGAAUAAAAGGUUUUUAUCCGAUCCUUUUUCUCUUGUAACGUGCACGGUUUAUCGUCAUCUUAUGUUAUGUAAAUGUUUGAUAUGUGAGGAUUAUCUAGUAUUUAUGCAGAAAAUCCUUCACUUGAUAUAUUUCUUUUUUAUUUCGAAGUAAUAUAUAAAAUUUCUUAUUAUUGAUCA